Messenger RNA from Athene cunicularia (burrowing owl), 711 nucleotides. RefSeq names its product peptide methionine sulfoxide reductase MsrA 1-like. Gene Ontology annotation, cellular component: cytoplasm. The coding region runs from base 353 to 616 and encodes 87 amino acids. Gene Ontology annotation, molecular function: peptide-methionine (S)-S-oxide reductase activity. The record is from RefSeq and is a predicted model, not a curated record. Lineage: Eukaryota; Metazoa; Chordata; Aves; Strigiformes; Strigidae. Gene Ontology annotation, biological process: cellular response to oxidative stress. The transcript has 3 exons.
CUGGGGUGGUCACAGGGGGUGAGCGGGUGCUGCAGCCCCUCCAUAUCCAGCUCUCUCUCUGCAGCCCUGCCAACACUCCUGCUUUGUACAAGUCUCACAAGUUUGUCAGGCCUCAGCUCUCAGUGGGAGGGUGUAUCAGCUGAUGGUGUCCCCCCCCACAUCCUGGGGUGGUGGGAGGCCGGGGGGCAGGAGGCCACGGUGAGGGGCUGCCCCUGGUAGCGCUGCAGGGCUGGCUCUGGCCGCAGGGCUGACGGGCCACGCCGAGGUGGUGAGGGUCAUCUUCGACCCCCGGAAGAUCAGCUACGAGGAACUUCUCAAGGUCUUCUGGGAGAACCACGACCCCACACAAGGCAUGCGGCAGCAGGAGGACCUGGGCACCCAGUACCGCUCUGUCAUCUACACGCUGGGCCCCCAGCAGCAGGCAGCUGCCCUCCGCAGCAGGGCGGUGUACCAGCAGGAGCUGAGGGAGCAGCGGUGUGGCGAUGUCACCACUGUCAUCGAGCCGGCCGGUGACUUCUACUACGCCGAGGACCACCACCAGCAGUACCUGCACAAGGUGCCUGGGGGCUCCUGUGGCCUGAAGGGCACCGGUGUCACCUGCCCCCUCACACCCUGAGCGGCCACCUCGUGCCCCCUGGCUUGUCCCCACGUCUCCAGCGCGGCAGGCAAGGUGGGGGCAGCAGCCAGGCCCAGAUGCCACUGCCGGCCCCA